Messenger RNA from Jaminaea rosea, 2087 nucleotides. Its product is annotated as glycoside hydrolase. The transcript is spliced from 3 exons. Gene Ontology annotation, molecular function: glucosylceramidase activity. Gene Ontology annotation, biological process: glucosylceramide catabolic process. The record is from RefSeq and is a predicted model, not a curated record. Bases 348 to 2087 code for a protein of 579 amino acids. Lineage: Eukaryota; Fungi; Basidiomycota; Exobasidiomycetes; Microstromatales.
CUCCGAAGCUCGUCGUCUCAGUCCUCAACGACACCCAAUGGCAAAGUCAGGUGGUUCUUUUUCAGACGUGGUAGGGCGGAAAGGUCAAUCGAUCGGGGUCUAAGAGGGUCCUGCAUUUUGCGUGUGGCUGCAGGGCGUCGUUUCGCAGCGCAGCGAAGGAGCACUGCAGCGCCUAGAUCCAGCCAUGAGCCUUGGCGGAGAAUUAUCUCAGAGGCCGUCAUGGACACCGUGCUCGUGCUCUCGACCCAAGCUAAUCGCGGGCACGAACCUCUCCCUAGUGUCCACUUCAUCUCGCACAGAUACCCUUUCGUCCUCGUCAUUGCCGGCGACUCUUCCAGGCAGCAGCUAUGUCGUACAGGAGCUAUUCCGAGAGCAAGCAUGCUCUGUCGUCCGGCAACGCCACACCUGAGCUGCCAAAGCGGGCCGCCUCCGAUUAUCAGAGACGGCCGAAGCCUUGGUGGCGAAGACCGGCGCCGCUGAUAUGGACAUUUCUCCUCGUUGCGGCGGUCGUCGCGGCGGCCGUGCUCGGCGCCUACUACGGCAUCAAGAACCGUGUCCCCAACGAUGGUCAUCAGCACAAGCCUCUCAAGUUGCCGUCGAUGGGCUUAGCUACUGACGCCGAAGGGAUGCGGGAGGCGGGCUCCUUCUACACGAGCAGCGACAGCUAUAAGCCCAAAGUCUUCUCAUGGUCAGAUGAUGGUGGCGUUGACCUCGACGCUACCACCAGUGACCUCAAUGGGGUCGACAUUGUCGUCAAUACCUCGGCCGUUGCGCAACCCAUGGACGGCUUUGGCGCCGCGUUUACCGACAGCUCGUGCUGGCUUCUCUUUCAGCUCAAGCAGAGCAACGCCACCAACUACGAGGCAGUCAUGGAUUACUUUUUCAAUAACCGCACUGGAUUCAGCUCCAUUCGUGUUCCCAUUGGAUCGAGCGACUACUCUGCGCAGGGAAUCUACACCUUUGCCGAUACCAAUGCCACCAUCACCGGCGGUAACUCGUCGCUCGCCAACUUUACCAUCCAGGACACCCGUGCCUACAUUUUGCCCGUCCUCCAGGACGCCGUCAAUCGUCGGCCAGAUCUCAAGAUUAUGCUUUCGACUUGGACGCCGCCGGCCUGGAUGAAGACAUCCAACAAUACGAAUGGUGGUCAGCUUCUGUAUGGCCAGGAGCCCUUGUAUGCCGAAUACCUUGCCAAGAGCUAUCAGGCGCUGGUCCGCGCCGGAGUGACGGCGACGUCGCUCACGAUACAGAAUGAGCCGACUAGAGGCACAGAGACUUAUCCAUCAAGCUGGCUGUCUGCCUCGAGCGAGGCGGCCGUAGCUGCCUCCUUGCGUACUCAGCUUGCCACCAUGGGCUACCACCCCAAGAUCUUCGUCCAUGACGACAAUUUCAGCGGUUGGUCUCGUGCCGUUGACGCCAUCAAGGCCAACACGAGCGACGGAGUAGCUUGGCAUUGCUACAAUGGCAAUGCAAGUCAGCUCGAUGAUUUCAACGCCGCGACGGCCGGGAUGAGCCAUGAGGCCCACUUGACCGAGUGCACCACGACCGACGACAGUGACAACCAGUGGUGGUCGACCAAGUAUUGGCUGAGCAACUUCUUAUUCCCGACGAUCAACCGCGGCGUUCGCUCCUUCAUGGCGUGGAACAUCGUGCUCGACAAAAAGUCGAAGCCAUACAUUGAGAAUGCACCGUGCGAGAAUUGCCAGGGAGCUUUUACCCUCACGUCGCCCAACAACUUUAUGGAUCCGGCCAUGUGGGCGGGCAAUGCGCAAUUUAUCGUCACUUACCAUUUCGCAGCAGCUACGGCCAACCUCACUCGGCUUGGCGGCGGUGCUGCGUACCGCGUUGCUGCAGAUGCGGGGACGCAGAUGCCAUCGCUGGGUACGGCAGGCUUGGGUUGCUUGAGCGGCAUCUCCACCUUUGCGGCGCCCUGGAACGGGACCAAUUUGGCUACAUCGAGUCAGAAGCGCAUCGGGAUGGUUGUGCAGAAUGACUGCUCGAGGCGGACGGCCAUGAUCAGCGUUGAUGGCAGGAGGGGGACGUUCAAAUUCAGCUCGGGGCUGACGACUCUCAUCCUCAAUGCUUAG